Messenger RNA from Candidula unifasciata, 910 nucleotides. Lineage: Eukaryota; Metazoa; Mollusca; Gastropoda; Stylommatophora; Geomitridae. The record is from the annotation of a GenBank genome assembly.
GUUUGGAAACCGAAUCUUUAGUCCGAUCUGGAACCGUGACAACAUUGCUAGCAUUGUGAUCUCAUUUAAGGAACCAUUUGGUACUCAGGGCAGAGGUGGCUAUUUUGAUGAAUUUGGCAUACUCAGGGACGUGAUGCAGAAUCACCUCUUGCAGAUUUUAACACUCGUGGCAAUGGAGAAGCCACCCACAACACAAGCUGAGGACAUCAGAAAUGAAAAGGUCAAAGUACUAAAAAGUGUUUCUCCGCCCAGCAUGAAUAAUGUUGUCUUGGGUCAGUAUGUAGGGGACCCACAAGGAUCAGGGGAUGCCAAACUGGGUUAUCUGGAUGAUCCUACAGUGCCAAAAGGAUCUGUGACACCAACAUUUGCAACUGUUGCACUGUUCGUGAAGAAUGAACGAUGGGACGGUGUACCUUUUAUUCUGAGGUGUGGUAAAGCACUGAAUGAGCGCAAGGCAGAAGUAAGAGUACAGUUCAGAGAUGUGGCCGGGGAUAUUUUUCCUGCAGGAGAGGUCAAGCGUAACGAACUGGUUAUUCGGGUGCAGCCAAGUGAGGCCAUCUAUCUGAAAAUGAUGGCCAAAACGCCAGGCAUGAGCCUGAACUGUGAGGAGAGCGAGCUAGAUCUGACUUACUGCAGCAGGUAUAAGGAUAUAAAUAUGCCAGAUGCAUAUGAGCGUCUCAUUUUGGAUGUGUUUAUGGGCUCCCAAAUUCACUUUGUUCGGUCUGAUGAGCUUUAUGAAGCCUGGAGAAUCUUUACACCAUUACUGCACCACAUUGAGAAGGAAAAACCCAAGCCUAUUGAAUAUGUUUAUGGCAGCCGAGGUCCCAAAGAAAGCGAUGAGCUUUGCAACAGACAUGGGUUCAACUAUACAGGCACAUACAUAUGGCCUCACGCGGGUGCAAAGAUGUAA